This is a messenger RNA of Didymella exigua CBS 183.55, 546 nucleotides long. RefSeq lists its product as uncharacterized. The record is from RefSeq and is a predicted model, not a curated record. NCBI's taxonomy places the organism in Eukaryota, Fungi, Ascomycota, Dothideomycetes, Pleosporales, Didymellaceae. Bases 1 to 546 code for a protein of 181 amino acids. The transcript has 2 exons.
AUGUCUUUCUCAACCAAACCAGCAUUCGUCCACUACGGAACCUGGGAUGACGAGACCCGCUCCCACCCAGCCAUGAAGUGGAUGGAGCACUACACGAACCAAUUUGACGCCAAAGCCGUCGACGAUGUCAAAAACAACCUGUUGACCCACGACCACGUCCUUGUCCGCACCACGGGCCAAAUGGACGCGGGCGCGCAAGCCUCGGUCGAUGCGCUGUACAAGGUACUCUACGCCCCGUUUGCGAAAUGGGCGCACAUCCCCCAGCACGUCAUCUGCUACGCGGUCGAAGAUGGGUGGGAGAUGAUGGGGCACGCGACGCUGUAUUGGACGCUUGCUGUGCCGGGCAAGCAGGAGAGUGGUGCUAAUGUCAGGGAUCAAGAGGGGAAUGAGUGGGAUGGGGCGAAUCCGGCCGCGUUUAACUUCAGGUACAGGAUGGAGGGUGGUGAGAUUAGAAUGUGUAGGAUGGAGAUUGCGGCGGAUCCGUCGACGGUGAUUGUGAGCAUGUUGAAGAGAGGGAUGAUGAAGGCCGAGGAUUUGAUGAAGUAG